AUGCACUACAUCACCAACCCAAUUUUCCUGCUGCUAGUUUCAUCAGCUACUACAGGUGUAAGCGCUCAGGAUGUGGCAGUGGUGGCCGGUCAGACCCUGGCAACCAGUAAUGGCCUAGCGACUAGUAAUAAUGGUGGGGGAUGCGCAUCACAGCAGGUCGUUGAUCAAUGUGUCGUUACAAUGCAAGGGACCCUUGCGAAGUGUACUGAUGAUGAUUGGGAUUGCAAGUGCUCGGGCAGUGCAAAUAUUGCCAACUGCUAUGAGGACUGCCCUGAUGACCCAGCACGCUUUUCGGCCGAGUUGAUGAGCGAGCAAGAUUGCGCCACCGCUAAUGCCUACGAUAAAGGUAUCUCGGAUGUUCCGACUACGUGGACAACUCCAGGGCCCAACACAGUGACGGCCACUCCGACGGAUGUCGAAAUUAGUACCACAACCAGUACUGCUGGGCCAACAAAGUCAUUGAAUGGAGAGGAAGCCAGCCCGUCAGCUUCAGAGGGCGCCGCUGUCAUGAAGUCGGCUGGGAGUUGGUUUGCGUUGCUAGGAUUGGGUGUUGGAGUCAUGAUAUGA
Penicillium odoratum is the source of this 567-nucleotide messenger RNA. Its product is annotated as GPI anchored serine-threonine rich protein. Bases 1 to 567 code for a protein of 188 amino acids. The record is from RefSeq and is a predicted model, not a curated record. The transcript has 3 exons. Lineage: Eukaryota; Fungi; Ascomycota; Eurotiomycetes; Eurotiales; Aspergillaceae.